Plectropomus leopardus (leopard coralgrouper) is the source of this 3657-nucleotide messenger RNA. RefSeq names its product ralA binding protein 1 (gene ralbp1). Gene Ontology annotation, biological process: positive regulation of GTPase activity; small GTPase-mediated signal transduction; endocytosis. Lineage: Eukaryota; Metazoa; Chordata; Actinopteri; Perciformes; Serranidae. Gene Ontology annotation, molecular function: small GTPase binding; GTPase activator activity. Gene Ontology annotation, cellular component: membrane. The record is from RefSeq and is a predicted model, not a curated record.
GACAACCGGAAGCUGCACUCUGAAACUGACCGAAACGGGAUACUUCUUGGUGUGAUGGCGAGGUGAUGUGCCCGUCAGAGGAGUGAUAAGGCCCGAGCAGCCAUGACUGAGUGCUUCCUGCCCCCCAGCAGCAGCCCCGCAGAGCAGCGCAGGGCCGAGCACCCAGGGGGCGUGGCCCGCACCCCCAGCUCCGAGGAGAUCAGUCCAACCAAGUUCCCCGGCUUGUACCGCACCGGUGAACCAUCGCCGCCUCACGAUGGCCAUCACCACGAGGCCCCUGACGCCUACGUCUCAGACGACGACAAAGAGCACAGCAAGAAGAAGAACAAGUUCAAGAAGAAGGAGAAAAGAACGGAGGGAUACGCGGCCUUCCAGGAGGACAGUUCAGCAGACGAAGCAGAGAGCCCGUCCAAGAUGAAGCGCUCCAAGGGAAUCCACGUGUUCAAGAAGCCCAGCUUCUCCAAGAAGAAGGAGAAGGACUUUAAGGUGAAGGAGAAGGGCCCCAAGGAGGACAAGGCCAAGGAUAAGAAGUCUAAAGACCUGACGGCUGCAGACGUGGUCAAACAGUGGAAGGAGAAGAAGAAGAAGAAGAAACCGACAACAGAGGCCGAGUCGGUCCCAGUGGAGACCCCCACCUUCAGGCCCAUCUUUGGAGCACCUCUGACUGAAGCCGUCAAGAGGACGGCGCUGUACGAUGGGAUCCAGCUGCCCGCCAUCUUCAGAGAGUGUGUGGACUACAUCGAAAGUUACGGCAUGAAGUGUGAAGGCAUCUACAGGGUCUCAGGUAUGAAGUCUAAGGUGGAUGAAUUGAAAGCAGCUUAUGACCGCGAGGAGUGCCCCUGCCUGGAGGAGUACGACCCCCACACCGUCGCCAGCCUGCUGAAGCAGUACCUACGUGAGCUGCCGGAGAACCUGUUGGGCCGGGAGCUGGCCCAGCGCUUCGAGGACGCCUGCGGUCGGCAGGUGGAGGCCGAGAAGAUGACGGAGUUCCAGAGGCUGCUGGCCGAGGUGUCGCCGGAGAGCCGACUUCUUCUCUCCUGGCUCAUCACGCACAUGGACCACGUCAUCGCCAGGGAGGCGGACACCAAGAUGAACAUUCAGAAUAUCUCCAUCGUCCUCAACCCAACCAUUCAGAUCGGGAACCGUGUUCUCUACAUGUUCUUCACACACGUGAGGGAGCUGUUUGGAGACGUCGUCCUGAAGCCGGUGGUGCGGCCGCUCCGCUGGUCCAACAUGGCAACCAUGCCGGCGUUGCCUGAGACCCAGGAGAGCAUCAAGGAGGAGAUCCGACGACAGGAGUUUCUGCUGAACUGCCUGCACAGGGACCUGCAGGCGGGGGUGAAGGACUUGUCUAAAGAGGAGCGACUCUGGGAGGUUCAGAGGAUCCUGACUGCUCUCAAACGCAAACUGAGGGAGGCCAAACGUCAGGAGUGUGAGAGUAAGAUAGCCCAGGAGAUUGCCAGCCUCUCAAAGGAAGACGUUUCAAAAGAGGAAAUGACUGAGAAUGAAGAGGAAGUCAUCAAUCUCCUCUUAGCACAGGAAAAUGAGAUCCUCACAGAGCAGGAGGAGCUGAUCUCUCUUGAGCAGGUGCUCCGUAGACAGAUUGCUACAGAGAAGGAAGAAAUCGAGAGACUGCGAGCUGAGAUUGCAGACAUACAGAGUCGGCAGCAGGGUCGCAGUGAGACGGAGGAAUAUUCGUCUGACAGUGAAAGUGAGAGUGAAGAUGAGGAAGAGCUGCAGAUGAUUCUGGAAGAUCUGCAGAAGCAAAACGAGGAACUGGAGAAUAAAAACACUCACCUGAACCAGGCCAUCCACGAGGAGCAGGAAGCCAUCUUGGAGCUCCGCGUCCAGCUUCGCCUCCUGCAAAGCCACAAACUGCAGCAGGAACUGACCGUCCAGCCGCCGGCUGAGCAGGCCCCGCCCACGCAGCCGAGCCCCGAGCCCCGCAGCGAGGAGCAAAACAAACGCUCCGUUGCCGCGGCCGCUGCAGGUGCAGACGCCGCUGCCUCGACCAACGGCAAGGCAGCUAAGGAUCCUUCAAAACCCUCGCCGAACAAAGACAGGAGAGACACCAACAUGUGAGAGGUCAUCUCAGCGACGUGUGCUGUUGUACAUCUCUGCCGCUGGUCAGUUGUCCCGUAGCGUCGCUCGUUAUCCACUGGAGAUUUCACUUUGCUGGAGUUCAUUAGUGCAUCGUGUCCACCAAGCGACAGCCAAGGAAACGUCCGUUACACUGUCUUUGUCGUCAGAAAUCAAACACCUUGUUUCCCAUUUUUCCAUGCAAAACACAAAGAAAUAAAGUAGCGGACAACUGCUGUGAGAGACGAGGUGGACAAUAUUAACACAUCCACAGUGCCAAGCCUGUAUGAAGGAAGACGGGGGGAGGAGAAAUGAAGGGUUUCAUAACGCAAGUGAUGGAAGAAAGUUAAAAAAAAAAAAAAAAAAAAGUCAGGCACCUUCCCAGUAUAUGACAGUUUAUUUUUUGCUGGUCUGGUCUCAAGAAAUGACCCUGUACAUAAUAUCAGUCCCUGUAUAACUCUAUGUCCCUCACCUAGACGCAAAUUGGACAUGUUAGGAUAGAGACCACUGUGCCAUAACCGAAGAUGCCAGACUGGACCCCAGAGAACCACUAAUACAAAAGCUCUUUGAAUAAUGAAGAAAUUUAUGAUUGGUCUAUCUAUAUAUUAUAUAUUUAAGUAGUGUUCUGAAGAAUACGGAUGACUAUUCGAGAAAUACGUUGAUUUUUAAGUUCCUGCUUCUUUUUAGUAAUAUAUGAAUAUAUGUAUAAAUAUAUUGUAGAUGCUUUCUUAUGAACAGCAGAUGCACAUAAACACAAAGACUUCGCAAACAAAUAGGCAACAAAAGUAUAUUCAUCACUGGAAAGUGUAGACAAACAGCUGGAGGCGGCGUUGUUACAGUCACGUUUUGCUCUGUAGUGCAAUCAUCGUCUCUGCUCUCUCUGCCUCUCUUGUACAAACCGAGGAAACUAUAAAAAAGACUUCAGCGACAGCGAUCUGCCUUGGAGCCAGAGUUUGGUGCCACGUCUGUUGACUUUAAUGGAGCAGGCAAAGCAAAUCACAUUAUAAUCCAUCAUAUCUUUGUUGUUUCAGCUUUGACUGAAAGUCCCUCCACAGAAUUAAAAAAACAUGCAUUACGUGCCGAUGCUUUUUAUUUAAAAUGUGCACAAUCGUUUUUCUUGUUAUUAGUCUUCAAACUGAUCAUGGCUCUUAACGUCAGCUGCAUAAAACUCAACUUAAGGUGCUUUUUGUUCCAAAAUAGCUGACUUACCUUCAAAUGUUUACAGUAUUUAAUAAUAGGUUCCCACAUCUCAAAGUCAGUGGCUGUUUUGAAUGAGUUUUUGGUUGGGUGCCUGAAAAAAGAGGAAAAAGAAUUUAACAUUUUGUUCUACGGCAUAAAACACGUCAGUAAAUACCCCACUUGUGAACUCUGAAGCUUUUGUGUCUUAUAAAAGGCGAUUGCUAACAAGGGACUGAAUAAAACUACAGUGCGUCAUCACACCGAGCCGCGCCAAACACGGCUUUACAGCCUCGCUGUGAUGGCGACGUUAAGUUGUGCGAACGUACUGUGGUUCAUUUAUAGCCUAACAUUACCUUUUUACUUCUGGUGAUUGAAUUCAGGCUUUGAAAAUCUUUUUGA